Messenger RNA from Closterium sp. Yama58-4, 2751 nucleotides. The record is from the annotation of a GenBank genome assembly. NCBI's taxonomy places the organism in Eukaryota, Viridiplantae, Streptophyta, Zygnematophyceae, Desmidiales, Closteriaceae.
AUGGUUUGUAGGGCUACCGCCUCCGCACUCCAUGCGCCAGUGCCCGCCUCCCCCGCACCAGGGCAUAUUCAUGCACCUCGCUGCCGCCCAUCACCAAGUGCCACCUGCACGUGUUUGUUCCCCGCUCCCCAUUCUGUGGGCCCCACCCCUUCAUGCCCUCCCUCCCCUCUUCACCUCCCACCCCCUUUUUUCCCUGUUCCGGACCCCCUUCCCCCUUCCCUCGCCCUCAGGUUUUUUUCAGACGAGUCCAUUUUCCAGCCCUCGUCUUCAAUAGGCAAGCUCUAUCUGGGCCUCAGCCUGGGCGUGCUGCUGGGCGUGCUCUGCUGUGUGGGCACGCAUGUCUUUGGUCGCAUCGUUGUGGCUCUUGACUGCUUCCAACCCCCGGCCUCCUCGCUCUUCGUCUCCGCAAUCGAGGUGAGCCGUGGGCUGCGCAUCACUCUAGUUGGGAGGUACCACUCUGCAAUGAGCGAGGAGGACAUUCACCACCCGCCCGGGUUGCUCCAUUCAGCAGGUUCAGCCUCUCUCUCUCAUGAGCUGGAUGAGCUGGAUGAUCUGGAUCUUUCGGAAAGCAUUCUCAGCUGCUUCUGCCCGUCGCUAGUGGAUAGCCCUUUCCUGGCGAAGAAGCACCCUGAGAGGUCACCUGAGAGGUCACCUGAUCGCUAUUGCAAGGCGGAUGUGUGCCGUUUGAGUAGUCUGGGCCGAGCUGUAGCAGCAGGGGCGGAGGAUGUUGAGCCGCUUUCCCUGCUCCAGCAGGCAGAACAGUGCGAGGUGCAGUGCGAGGCACGAGGCGAGGCACGGGCAGAGGCACGGGCAGGGCUACAGACAGAGGCACAGGCAGCGGCAGAGGUAGAUGCAGACGCAGAGGCAGAUGCAGGAGGACAGGCACGACUACAGAAUUCACAGGCUCUGCUUGUCGAUGCCUCACAAGCACAGCCAUUUUUGCAGUCACAAGAGGGUAAUGGGCUGACUGUGCCUGGAGGGCAGGCCUUGUUUCAAGAGCAGCCUGUGGGUAAUCAGCAAGUAAGUUGUUUGAGUCCAGCUGGGUGCUGUGAGGCAUCGGGCAUGAAGGGCGAUGGAGGUGGUGCUGUCACAGCAGCAGCAUGUUUGGCAGCAGGUCCGGGAGUAGGUCCGGCAGCAGGUCUGGCACCAGGUCUGGCAGCAUCUCCAGCAGUGGCUCCUCCAGGUUCAGAGGGUUUGGUUCAAAGGGACGAGCAAGCGGCAUCAGUGCCACCACUACCACUCACACCUGCAGCAGCAGAUCGGCCAUUAGUCUUGGGAUCAUUGUCAGCAUCAUCCUCAGCGUCAUUGUCCUCAGCAGCCGUAUCAGCACCCUUGGCUCCUUUGUCAGUAGAAGCUGGGGCUUCAGGGUCGGAAUUGUCAUCACUGCGAGCAGUAACCGCGCCUGCUGCGCAACCACACCACCAACGCCCGAAGACUCUUUCGCCCCGGAGUCGACGGUAUCCGUCGCCCACUUUCCUACUCCAGGCUCGCGCGCAAGCCUUGUGUUACAUUGCGAUAACGUGCGCAGUUGUUGGGCUCCUGGGUAUUCUUCACGAUACUGGAUUAGUGCCGUUUCUAGAUCCUUCUGGCGCGCCUGUGUUUUUGCAAGGGAUUAAUUCCUUGCUCCAGCAAGGUGGUUUGCCCUACGCCUCUGCAGCAGCCUUUGAUGGCUCCUCCAGUGCUGACCGCUCUUCGGUAUACCGUGACCACCGGCUUUUCAUCAUGGCGAUCCCGCGCACCACGUCCGCCUCUCUCCUCGAAUGCACCAGCGCGCACCAGGUACUCUUCCAACAUGGCAAUUCCCAAGCCCCUCCCAACACUCACCAUCUAGCAUGGCGAUCCCGCGCACCACGUCCGCCUCUCUCCUCGAGUGCACCAGCGCGCACUCCUGAGCCGACAAAAGGACGCACGGUCCCAAUCAGUACCCCCACAAGUAUUAAGACGUUCCCAAAGCUCACCAUCAAGCAUGGCGAUCCCGCGCACCACGUCCGCCUCUCUCCUCGAGUGCACCAGCGCACCGAGGAGUCUACGCUCCAUCUGGUGCUUCGGCUUCGUGGCGGCAUGCAGAUUUUUGUGAAGACGCUUACCGGAAAGACCAUCACCUUGGAGGUCGAGAGCAGCGAUACGAUUGACAACGUUAAGUCAAAAAUUCAGGAUAAGGAGGGGAUCCCCCCUGACCAGCAGCGUCUGAUUUUCGCCGGCAAGCAGCUGGAGGAUGGUCGCACGCUCGCCGACUACAACAUCCAGAAGGAGUCGACCCUGCAUCUGGUGCUCCGUCUUCGCGGUGGCAUGCAGAUCUUUGUUAAAACCCUUACCGGCAAGACGAUUACUCUGGAGGUUGAGAGCAGCGACACCAUCGACAACGUCAAGGCCAAGAUUCAGGACAAGGAGGGCAUCCCGCCCGACCAGCAACGUCUGAUUUUCGCCGGCAAGCAGCUGGAGGAUGGUCGCGCGCUCGCUGACUACAACAUCCAGAAGGAGUCGACGCUCCACCUGGUGCUUCGCCUCCGUGGUGGUAUGCAGAUUUUCGUCAAGACCCUCACGGGGAAGACCAUCACGCUGGAGGUUGAGAGCAGCGACACCAUUGACAACGUCAAGGCUAAGAUUCAGGACAAGGAGGGUAUUCCCCCUGACCAGCAGCGUCUGAUUUUUGCUGGCAAGCAGCUGGAGGAUGGUCGCACCUUGGCCGAUUACAACAUUCAGAAGGAGUCUACUCUCCAUCUGGUGCUUCGCCUCCGUGGUGGUCAGUGA